Messenger RNA from Staurois parvus, 2749 nucleotides. The record is from the annotation of a GenBank genome assembly. NCBI's taxonomy places the organism in Eukaryota, Metazoa, Chordata, Amphibia, Anura, Ranidae.
AUGUGGGACGCUCCUCGCCCGCCGUUCGGGGCAUUCCGGGGUCGUACAGGAGAGUCUUACCCUCCAAGAUGGCCGCAAGGUCCUGAACCAAGAAUGAGGGGACGUAGUCCUUUACCAUUUCGAGGUGGAGCUGUACCUCCUGGUCCUUCCUACACCGGCCAAGGAGGUGUUCCCUUCAGCUAUAGAGAUGCAGGGAGAGGCCAGGAAGGAGCUUGGGAGGAGAGCAGGCCGGCACCAAAGGAGCAGAUGAACAUCCCGAGAAGAGGGGCACCGCCAGCAAAUUUUAGAGACGUGGCAGAUAUGCGCUAUUCGGAGCAGGGUCUAGCCCCGGAUAUGGACUAUAGAGAGAGGGAAGUUCUGGAGCAGAGAAAGUGGAAGACGCCAGAUGUGGACUAUAGAGCUGAGGAAGGUCAGAACAUUGGCUACAGGGUGAGGCUUUCACCGCCUGACUAUAGGGAGCGGGAUACCUCGGAAUACAGAAGAAAGUUGAUCAUUGAAAAGGAGAUCCAAGAGAGGGAGGCUUUAGAACUGGAGCACCGAAAGAGAUUGGCAACCGCUCUCGAUUAUAGGCAGAGGCAUGCCGCCGAAAUGGAGUACAAGUUACGACUGGAAGCUAUACUAAAACGUAGAGAAAGAGAAGAAGAAAUGCUGCUUCGAGAGAGAGAGUACACCGAGCGCUUGCUGAGGGAGAGGGAGGUUCUGGAACGGAUACGAGAUAGGGAUACUGUGGCCUUGGCCCACAGAGAUAGAGAGGUUGCAGGCUUGGGCCUUAGAGACAGGGAGGCUCCUGCGUUGUCUUUUCGGGAGAGAGAAGUUAUGGAUUACACCGAGAGGGGGCUGCCUGCACAUGUUAGAGAGUCUACAGACCUUGAUUUAAGGGUCAAGGAAUCUGACAAGGAUUUCAUGGGAAGAGAACGAGAUUUGAAGUAUCAGGAGAGCCUGCCUAGAAAAUACUCAGAAAGUGGGACCUUGUCCAUGCCAUAUCAGGAGAGUCUGUCUAGAGAAUACUCAGAUAGUGGAACUGCAUCCAUGCCCUAUAGGGAGCAAGAGAAGACCGAUGUGGAGUACAUGGAGAUAGAAGACCAAGAGAAAGACACUUUGGAUGUCAGUACUGUGAAAGGCUCUGGGGGAUUUACCUCAAUGAAUAAGAAGUCUGCAGAAAUGCCUUACAGACAAGGCAAGGCAGCUCAUGUGAGCUAUGACAAGGGGGAGUCCCAGGCCCAAAGGCCAGAAUUCCACAAACACACUGAUGCAGACUACCGUGAGAAGGAGUGCGCGGACUCCGAUUACCGUGACAAAGAGAGUUCGGACUCAGACUAUCGAGGCCGAGAAAAUGCCGAUGUAAACUACCGAGACAUGAAGACCACCAAUGUUAACUACCGAGACGCAAAGACUGCUGAUGUAAACUACCGAGACAUGAAGGCCACCAAUGUAAGCUACCAAGACACAAAGACCACUGACGUGAACUACCGAGACAUGAAGACCACCAAUGUAAGCUACCAAGACUCAAAGACUGCCGAUGUAAACUACCGAGACGCGAAGACCGCUGAUGUAAACUACCGAGAUAUGAAGACUGCUGAUGUGAGGUACCGAGACACGAAGACCUCUGAUUCAGAUUACCGAGAGAAGGAUAGCGCAGAUUCGGAUUACCGGGAACGAGAGAGCACAGAUACGGAUUAUCGGCAGAACGCAGAGGAUUAUGUUAAAAAAAAGCACAGAGAAAAUGGAGACUGGAAGAGACUUUUUGGUUUCCAAAAUGGAAGAGGACAAAAAGUUGAAAUCAACAACUGAUUAUCCUUUGAUUCCGACAGAGAUGGACAAGAAAACUGGGCCAAAAAAAGUUGAACUAAUUCCAUUUUUGGCUUUCAGCGAGGAAGAGUUAUCCGCGUUGUCCAGUAUAAUAGUUGAGGCUAAUUCUAAACCUCCUGCAGAGGUUCAAGCACCGAGCAGGUCGAAACCCAGUUUUCCUGGGAAACUGGACACAGAUUUCCGAGACAAACCAAAGCCUGAAAACAUUAAUAGCGGAACCAAGGAACGGGCUGAGAAAGCUACGGGAUAUACAGCACACAGCACCCCUGAGGAGCUCUGUUCAGGCGAUCAGGACUUACGCAGUAAAGACAGCUUCGCUAAGGACCCAACAAGGUGGAAGGCGAUCAAGAUUUGCGGACCAGUGGACACAAUCAGAAGGAUGAGGAUCUCCGAGGAGGGGAAACAAAGACCCCUGAGGAAUUCUUUACCCAGAAUACUCUACUUCUGGACUUUCUGCGACUGGCAGCCAGAGAGCUAAGAGAGAAAAGAACUAACGUGUCAGAGGCUAAAGACGAACCCACCACUCUCACCCCUGCCGUACCUGAUCCCAGUGCUGCCGAAACGUUUCACCCAGAUCUCAGCACCAGGCCUUCCAGGCCAUUGGUCCCAGGAAGUAGCAUGGCCCCAGGGAUUGAAUACCUAUGUGGAGAGGAUACCGAUUAUAGAAACAUGGACUUCAAUGAUGUGGACCUGAGAGUUGGCCACAGACCAGAUAAACGUUUGGCUGAGAAAAGAUCUUGUGAAGACCCUCAGCCUGGGAGUAAGGAUAAGGACUAUCGCAGGACAGCCAUACCUGAAGGGGCGACAAAGAUCAUAUGGCUGGACGGUCUUCCCACUGGAGCCUCUCGGGAAGAGAUCCUGUGCGCGCUCGGAAGUGCGCACAACGUGCCAGAAAACAGCGUGAACCUCAUCGGAUACCUUCCAGGUGAGUGUACGGUUU